Messenger RNA from Cladophialophora bantiana CBS 173.52, 654 nucleotides. RefSeq lists its product as uncharacterized. The record is from RefSeq and is a predicted model, not a curated record. Bases 1 to 654 code for a protein of 217 amino acids. The transcript has a single exon. Lineage: Eukaryota; Fungi; Ascomycota; Eurotiomycetes; Chaetothyriales; Herpotrichiellaceae.
AUGUCGAAGCCUCCUGAAGAAGCCAGGGAAGAAAAGCCCCUCAUCACCCCUGCAAAUCAAGGGCUUCCAGACUUGUUCAAGACUUUCAAACGCUUCUCGACGAAAGAAUGGUUGGAGACGCUGCUCCAAGACCCCUCUGAUUUCAAGAACCUCAAGGUCAACUCAAUCACGUGGAUCAAGGCUCUCGCCUCCCCGUUCUCCCAUGAAUUCAUCCAGUUCAUUGUCGAGGACUCUGUUAGCCGCCAACAGACGCGUAUUGCCGCUGGCCGAGAAGAAACUGGUGACUGGGUCCUCGUCGGCUGGAAUUGGGCCUCGGGGGACACGCCAUCCGAUCAUUAUAAGCUCCCGCUGCCACUCCUGUCAGUCACUUUCGAUGAUCCCAACAAGAAACCGGACUUGCGAGCGCUGGCUUACGUGCUGUCUGCGACGACGGAAAAGCAUCCUGCCUAUAAGUUUCGGAGAGAAAUGUGCUGGUGGUACGCCGAGACUGUGUUGGAGGUGAUGCAUGAACAAUUUGGUGGGAAGGUCAAGGAAUGGGAGUGGUCGAGGUAUCGAUAUUCGUUUAUUGUUAAGACGAGCUUCAUCCGGCGCAGAGCCUUGACCAAACAUGCCGAGUCGUUCAAACGCCAGCUGGCCGAGGAGAUGAGUUACUAG